Messenger RNA from Leguminivora glycinivorella, 776 nucleotides. RefSeq lists its product as uncharacterized. The record is from RefSeq and is a predicted model, not a curated record. NCBI's taxonomy places the organism in Eukaryota, Metazoa, Arthropoda, Insecta, Lepidoptera, Tortricidae.
AUGAGACUAUUCGCUGAAGUCCGCUUGCUCGCAUACUACGGGCCAUGGCCCACGGACGUGUACAUACACUCCCCAACCCCGUGGAGCGAUCUGUACCAGCGGUACGGCUGGGCGCAGGUCCACAGGAGGCUGAAGCCGGUCAAGGCUACUAUCCUCGGUAUCCACAGCCAGCCAGAGAUAAUUGCAACCCAGCGCUUCAGGAACAAUGUCACCAGACGCGUCGACUACAAAGCCGAACUUAGCCAAAAAGUCAGCAACACUGUCUCAAACAGCUGGAAUAUCCAACACAAUAUCAAUGUGGGGCAACUAUCGAAGUGGAAUUCAAAAUCCCUAUUGGAUCGGUCGGCGGAACAACUUCAUUCUCCUACGCCCACCAAUGGGGCAAGAGCGGCAGUAACUCCGAGGAAAUUACUCUUUCAGCCAGCGCUGGCAUUACGAUUCCCGUCGAGCCAGGUGAAUCAGUCGAAGCCGAUGACCGCGUCCCGAGGCACCAUGGAGAUAGAAGUAGUCUACGAAGCCACAGUGUACGGCGACGUGGCGGUUAACUACGAGGACACCUGGAACGGGCAUUACUUCUGGAGAUACGACGUGAACGCCGUCAUGGCGAGCGGUGGUCUUCCCCGCACGCUGCAGGUCACGGAGACACUCAAGGUCGGUUUUUACACCGACGUCGAGAUUGAGGUGCACGAGAAGAAUGGGAAGCGUAAGCUGAUGGCGAAUAUCACGGUUUAAUUGUUUUUGAUGUUGUGAGACAAAUAAAAUGAAUUUAUUUAUUC